This is a messenger RNA of Coregonus sp. 'balchen', 705 nucleotides long. Lineage: Eukaryota; Metazoa; Chordata; Actinopteri; Salmoniformes; Salmonidae. The record is from the annotation of a GenBank genome assembly.
AUGAACCAGUUAUCCCCCUCUACCUUCUACAGUAUGAACCAGUUAUCCCCCUCUACCUUCUACAGUAUGAACCAGUUAUCCCCCUCUACCUUCUACAGUAUGAACCAGUUAUCCCCCUCUACCUUCUACAGUAUGAACCAGUUAUCCCCCUCUACCUUCUACAGUAUGAACCAGUUAUCCCCCUCUACCUUCUACAGUAUGAACCAGUUAUCCCCCUCUACCUUCUACAGUAUGAACCAGUUAUCCCUCUCUACCUUCUACAGUAUGAACCAGUUAUCCCCCUCUACCUUCUACAGUAUGAACCAGUUAUCCCCUUCUACCUUCUACAGUAUGAACCUUCUACAGUUAUCCCCCUCUACCUUCUACAGUAUGAACCAGUUAUCCCCCUCUACCUUCUACAGUAUGAACCAGUUAUCCCCCUCUACCUUCUACAGUAUGAACCAGUUAUCCCCCUCUACCUUCUACAGUAUGAACCAGUUAUCCCCCCCUACCUUCUACAGUAUGAACCAGUUAAUCCCCUCUACCUUCUACAGUAUGAACCAGUUAUCCCCCUUUACCUUCUACAGUAUGAACCAGUUAUCCCCCUCUACCUUCUACAGUAUGAACCAGUUAUCCCCCUCUACCUUCUACAGUAUGAACCAGUUAUCCCCCUCUACCUUCUACAGUAUGAACCACAGUUAUCCCCCUCUACCUUCUACAGUAUGA